AUGGACGACAUAUAUAAACCAUUUAUCAACUAUCAUGGAGUUAAAAAAUGUUUAAGAGAUCUUUCUGAAUUAGAGUGUAGUUCAAAUGUUUUUCCUGGAUUUUUUAAUAAGCUAUCUCAUGUUUGUCAUGGUUUACGAUCGUUAAAGAUAUAUUUUUAUGAUAGCAUCUCAAAUGAAUUAGUUAAAUUUGUUUCUGUUCAAAAAAAUUUAAAAAACUUGCAUUUGCAAUUUCAUUUUAUGGAACAAAGUCUACCCUUUACAAAAUUUCCUAAUUCGUUAACCAGGUUACACAUUGAUGGUGGAAAUUUUCAUAUGCCAUGGUCACUUAUUUCAGAGCUUUCAAAUUUACAAGAACUUUCAUUUUAUAACAAAAAUAGUGAUUUAAAAGAUUUUGAAAACCUUCAAUAUGCUAUCUUUCCACAAUUGGAAAUUUUGAAAUUUGAAUGUGUAUGUCCAGAAGAUGAAUACCUAUUCAAAUUUCUGGAAAAUAAUGGAAAGAAUUUAAGGAAACUUUUUCUUUGCGAAAACAUUGAUGGUUCAGUAAAUUCAGAUAUAGGUACCUUUUGUACAAAUCUUAAGUAUUUACGCACUAUACUUCCGGAUGGAGACGUGGAAUCAUUAAAAGUAAUUUUUAAUGGUUGUAAACAAUUGGAAAGCAUAGAGAUUUUGCGUUGUGAUUGUUGUGAUUUCUUUUUAGAUGAGCGUAAAUUAUUAGAGAUUGUUGUUGAAUUUUCACCAAAAUUUUUUUACAAGUUGACAGUAAAUUUGGGAAUUCACGUAUAUCCGGAAACUACAUUUAAAUGGGAAUUAAAGUCUAUCUUGAAACGAUGGGCCAAUCGUGAACCUUGUAUUCCACUUUUUUUGAAAAUCACUUUAUUGUCAGAAAAGGUUAUAGAAUUUUCAAAUAGUAAUUUCAGAAUAAUUAGUGAGUAUAAAAGAUCGGGCGUUAUACAUGACUUCAAAAUUAUUAACCUUGGAAAAUGA
Molecule: messenger RNA, 984 nt
Organism: Funneliformis geosporum
Lineage: Eukaryota; Fungi; Glomeromycota; Glomeromycetes; Glomerales; Glomeraceae
Source: the annotation of a GenBank genome assembly